This is a messenger RNA of Trametes versicolor FP-101664 SS1, 2031 nucleotides long. RefSeq names its product Metalloprotease. NCBI's taxonomy places the organism in Eukaryota, Fungi, Basidiomycota, Agaricomycetes, Polyporales, Polyporaceae. Gene Ontology annotation, biological process: proteolysis; peptide metabolic process. Gene Ontology annotation, molecular function: metalloendopeptidase activity. The coding region runs from base 1 to 2031 and encodes 676 amino acids. The record is from RefSeq and is a predicted model, not a curated record. Gene Ontology annotation, cellular component: mitochondrial intermembrane space. The transcript has 12 exons.
AUGGCAUCACUGAACCCGCCCCAGGCAGCACCUAAAUGGACACACACGCCGGAGGAGGUCCUCAAACUCACCAAGGACGCGAUCGCGGAGUUCCGUGCGCUCGAGGACAGCGUCGCGGCGCUCAAGCCCGAGGAGUGCAACUUUGAUUCGGUAUUCUUGGUUCUCGCGCACGGAGAGAACAAGUUUGAUGCAGUAGCCGAGCCGCUCUCGUUCUACCAGAACGUCUCUACGUCGAAGGAGCUUCGCGAUGCCUCCAAUGAGGCGGAGGUCAUCGUCCGCGACUUCGGCGUCGAGUCGUCUAUGCGGAUUGAUGUCUUCCGUGCCAAGCAAGCCGCUGAGAAGAACAUCAAAGCCUCGGGUAAGAAGCUAUCGACCGAGGAACAGCGUCUGGUGGAUAAGAUGAUCUUGGACGGCACCCGCGCGGGCCUUGCGCUACCCGAUGCCGAGCGGGAGAAGUUGACCACGCUCAAGAAGGAGCUGUCUCAGACUUGCCUUGAGUUUAGCAAAAACUUCAAUGAGGAGAAUGGCGUCGUCUCAUUCACUGCAGAGGAGCUUAAGGGUGUUCCCGCGGACGUCAUUUCCGGUUACGCUAAGCGCACGGAAGGCGACAAGGAGCUCUACGACAUCACCUUCAAGACACCCGACAUCUUCCCUCUCUUCAAAUUCGCAGAGAACCCAGACACCCGCCGUAAGGCUUACGAAGGUUUCGAGAACCGACUAGCGAUCAACGUGCCCAACAUGAGCAAGUUCCUCGACCUCCGUCGUCAGAUCGCGAAGCUCUUGGGAUACCCCACAUGGGCUGACUAUGUCACGGAAGUCAAGAUGGUUAAGAACGCGAAGAGCGUCAAGGAGUUCCUCACCGAGCUGGAGCAGAAGCUGCGCCCAGUCGGUCUGAAGGACCGUGAGACGCUCCUGGCGAUCAAGAAGCGGGAGCACGAUGAGAAGGGCUUGCCGUUCGACGGCGAAUUCUACCUCUGGGACUACCGGUAUUACGACCGCAAGUUCAUCGAGGAGAGUCUGGGCCUUGACGAUCAGCUCGUGAAGGAGUACUUCCCUGUCGCAGUCGUGGUACCCGCCAUCCUGGAGAUCUACCAGAACCUGCUCGGUGUCAAGUUUGUAGAGACAAAGGGCGAGACAUGGCACCCAGAGGUGCAGCAAUUCGCUGUCUGGGAGAAGGACGCCAAAGACGAGUCCGGCUUUGUCGGCUUCUGCUACCUCGACCUCUUCCCGCGCGCCUCGAAGUACUCGCACGCCGCCGUGUGGCCACUCCUGCCAGGGUACGACAAGGCGGACGGCUCGCGCAACUACCCGCUUACGGCGAUGGUCGCGAACCUCGCGAAGCCGACGCCGCAGAAGCCCGCGCUGAUGCGCCACGACGACGUCGUGACGUUCUUCCACGAGAUGGGGCAUGUCUUCCACGGCCUUCUGAGUAAGACGAAAUUCGCCCGGUUCCACGGCACGAGCGUCGCGCGCGACUUCGUCGAGGCGCCGUCGCAGAUGCUGGAGAACUGGUGCUUCGAGCCCAAGGUUCUGGAACGCAUGUCGAGCCAUUACGAGACGAAGAAGCCCCUUGACGCGGAGCUCAUUGAGAAGAUCAUCAAGAGCCGCUACGUGAACGUCGGCUUGUUCUACCUACGCCAACUGUUCUUCGCGAACUUCGACCUCAAGGUGCACACCGACCAAGAGGCCGAUGACUACACUAAGCUCUGGAACGAAAUGCGGGAAAACAUCUCUUUGGUCAAGGGCGGCAACCUCGGCGCAGGCCAGGGCAGCUUUAACCACAUCGCCGGCGGGUAUGACGCUGGCUACUACGGGUACACGUACUCCCUGGUCUUCGCUGCGGACAUGUACGCGACGGUGUUCAAGAAGGACCCGCUCGACCCCACGCGCGGCCAGCGGUACCGCGAGAAGAUCCUCCUCCCGGGAGGCAGCCGCGACGAGAUCGACUCGCUCAAGGACUUCCUCGGCCGGGAGCCCAACUCCGAAGCGUUCAUUCAGGAGCUGUUCGGCCAGUCGACAUCUAGCCUGUGA